Molecule: messenger RNA, 1342 nt
Organism: Paramecium octaurelia
Lineage: Eukaryota; Ciliophora; Oligohymenophorea; Peniculida; Parameciidae
Source: the annotation of a GenBank genome assembly
AUGGAUUAGAGAUAAGAAAAUUAUAAAGAAGUUAUAAUAGAUUGGAUGUAAGCAAAUUUAAAGUAUCUCUAGUUAUAACUUGAAAUACAUUCUAAGUGUAUAUUUGAAUAAUAAGAACGUUCCUUAGGGUCACCCAAUAUAUAUAUUAGGACAUCGAAUUGACAUUGACGAUUAUGAUAUCGAAGUAAACUUUAUUAUAAUACUAGGAUCGUAUUAACAAAAUUAAACAGUUAGUCUAAGAAACUAUUUGGAUUACAUAUAGAAGAAACUAUCCGCCUUUAUAUUGUAAUUUGAGUGAUUAUUUUAAGAAUCUAACUACAUAUCAGAUACUGGAUGGGGAUGCAUGCUUAGAGUUGGAUAAAUGGCCAUGGCUUAAAUGCUGAAGAAACAUCUUAAAAAUCAUGGAGAUAAAAGAGAUGAGGAUUAUGAUAACAUUUUAUUGGCCUUUGCUGAUAAUGAUUCACAGGAAAAUAAGGAAUUUAUUGAAUUCUAAAACAGUCAGGAUAAAUAAAAAGGCCACAAUUUUAUUUGUCCAUUUAGCAUUUAAAAAAUAGCUUAUUUGGCGAAAAAAGAAUUCAACCUGGAUCCAGGAGAGUGGUAUAGACCUAAUUACAUUCUAUUUCUCCUUGAACUACUACAUAAUAAUAUACCUAUUAGAGGUUAAUUUUAUAAUUAUUGAAUUUAGCAUCUGAAAAUCUCAAAUUGUCAGUUUUUAAUGAUUCUUGUCUAUUUCUUGAUCAAUUGAUGAAUAGAAUGUUUGAAGCAAAAUUUGAAACUGAUAAAGAUCUAGAGGAGCAAUUAGAAAAGACUUAGCUCAUUGGCAAAAACAGCUUAGCUAUAUUUGUCUUAACUAGAAUUGGUUUGGAUGAACCGAAUUAAAAGUAUUUGAAAAUUCUAGAUGAAAUAAUGGAACUACCAUAUUUCUAAGGUAUUGUUGGGGGCACACCGAAACGAGCAUUCUUUAUACUUGGAAAAAUCAAUGAUCAUUACCUCUAUUUAGAUCCACAUUAUGUAUAAGAAGCUGAAAACAAGGAUCAAAUUAUUGAAAAUAAGAUGUUCAAUCGAACUUCUUAUAGUUGUAAGAACAUUCACUUGUUAAACCAAAAAAAUGUGGAUACAUCCAUGGGUCUAUCGUUUUACAUUCGCAAUUAAAGUGAAUUACUACAAUUUUGGAGAAGUGUAAAUUUUGUUAAUUAAUAUUUAGAUGAAACAAAUAAAACAAUCUUCAGAUGAUUUCUUUAUUUUCCUAUCAGAUUCUGCCCCUGAAUAUGUAGAUUAUAGUAGUUAAUUGGAGGAAAGCAGCAAUAGGCUUAAUGAUGAUGACGUUGUAAUUUUAUAAUGA